CUUUUUUAUCAUGUUCCUACCUAGGCGUACUAUCCGUUCUUGCUUGAAACAAAAGGUUGGUUUACCACAAUUAUCUUGGCGUCUAGGUUUAUGGAUUCUUUUAUUUGUACUUAUUAUUAUUCCCUCUUUGUAUACUAUUGACUUGAAUCUUCAUGUCAGCUUGAAACCUUGGAUACAUAGACAACCAUCUGUUUCAGUAGAUUCUCUUACUUCUUCUUGUUUCCAGUCUCCUUAUACAAUCAAACAGCUUCAGUCACCUCCUAUUACACCUGGUAUUCCGUUAAAAAAUAGUGACGAAUGUCUCGGUUUUGCAAGCUCAAUCGGUGAUUCCUCUUUACUAUCAGCAUCUACACAACGCGACAAUGUAUGGUUUCAUACCUAUUGGAUACCUUCAAAUGACAACAUGGAAGAUCAUCGGUUGGGAAUAAUGUUACGAUCUUUUGCUGCAACGCAUUCACAAGGUAGUUUGAUGAUUUGGGUUCAGGAUGGUCACGAAAAUGCAUUGUUACAUUCUAAUACUUGGCGUCAAGCGAAGCAACAUAUGAAAGGUCGACUUGAACACAACAUAUGGACAACGAUCAUUGAUAGGAACAACAAGAGAAAACAUAUUUCGGAUCAAGAGGAUACCCGCAGUGAAAAGAUGGAUUACAUUGGGCUGCUGAUCCUACAACAAUAUGGUGGUGUUUGGUUCCAUCCAUCUAUUGUCUUUCUGCGGAGUUGGGCGCCUUUGCUCGGUACAAGGGAAUGGAUGAUACAACAAGAUUGCCAAGCGACGCAUUCGGGGCAAGAAGCAGCACUUGGUAGCCAGGCGAACAAUCAUCAACAAACAGUAAUGCACUUUUUCGCCAAUUCAUCCAUACUAUGUCAAUUGGUCGAAACAAUGGAAGUCUCUCUCUUUGGAAAAUCAUCAUCAUCAUCAUCAUCAUCAUCAUCAACAGGUUUAGUCUAUAAGGAUGUGUAUCAUCGUUUGAUGAAAGCAAAGAUUCGGCCGUGGUUGAUACUUCCUUGGUGUUUCAUGAAUGCAGCGGGUGGGUGUACAGCUAACAACCUUGAUCUCUUCAACAAGCCAACUCUUGGGAUACCUACUCUACCUCCAGUUUUUGCUCUUCAAUACAAUGUCAGACAAUGGGUGGAUGAUCCAGAUACUCUACUUGGCCUCCUCGAUCUCUCACAUCAAGCUAUUUUGGGCUGGUGAUCAUGAUAAUAAAUUGGAUAGUACAACAACAACAAACAAACAAUAGUUUAAUUUGGUCAAAACACACUUAGACACUUGUUAUAUUUAUUAUGUAGUUUAGUUUUAUAUAACUCUUUUGACUUGUAUAUACUAUAAAAUUAAAUAAAUUUUUUAUUUUG
Halteromyces radiatus is the source of this 1353-nucleotide messenger RNA. RefSeq lists its product as uncharacterized. The transcript has a single exon. The coding region runs from base 11 to 1195 and encodes 394 amino acids. The record is from RefSeq and is a predicted model, not a curated record. NCBI's taxonomy places the organism in Eukaryota, Fungi, Mucoromycota, Mucoromycetes, Mucorales, Cunninghamellaceae.